UUAGUGGGUUCGUUCUUGACCUUUGACCACAACAUGGCGCUGGAAACAACAUUUUCUGUCAGGAAGCAAAGCAGUCUCGGUCGUAAUUGGGAAAGAAUAGAUACUCGGGUGUGCGUACAACGCUGGGAGGUUCGUUAACAAGUUCCACAGGUCUUAAAUUAGUUGUGAACUUUGUAAACUGUACUGUAGCGGUCUGAAUCACUUUUAACUUGGGGUUCUUCGGCUGUGGCGCAAGAUGAGCACUACAUGGAAAAUCCAGAGAAACUCCAGAAAGCUAACUGCAUACCUUUACAAUACAAGAUCCCGCAGAAGGUUGUCAUCCACUAGUAAAUGUGACAGCCUUUCAAGAGAUUAUUCAUCAAAACCGUGCAAUGGUUAUACGAGAAGCAAGUCAUUUCUACAAAAUGAUGUAAAAUGGCUUUCAACAGAAAGUCUUGCAGCAGCUAUUCGUCCUUCAGGGUUACAAAUGGGUGGAUAUGAGACAGGGCAAAAUGGCUCAAACACAGAAGCUGAUAGUUUGGAAGAAGUCGACACUCACAAUUCCGUGGAGGAGAGAAGAGAGUUCAAGCACAACAGAGUACCAUCACAACUUGUAUUAGACCAUUUUGACAGACAGUAUGGGCAACAAUUUGGAUCUGACUGGAGCGAGAUCAAGGCAGCCCUUAUGGCCCCCAAAAUAAAUGGCAUUCUUCUCAACAACUUUACUGAAUUGUCUUCAAAAGUAGCAACUAUGUUGGAAGAACAGAGGCUACAGAAUGUUUCUGAUAUAUGUAGUGUGCUUGAGAAAACUCUGACACCCCAUUUAAACAAACAUGAUGAGGCCCAAGAAGAAGAAGCCAUUGGUCUGAGUGAGCCAUUUAGGAAUCAUCAAAGGAAUGCUGAAUCAAAGCUGAAGUUUUAUAUACACCCAGGGAACAGACAUGUCCGGUUCCCUAAUCUUAAGCACGUGUCUGGACAGCUGAAGCAGUACUUUCUCCAGGGUGCUGCCUCCCUGCUGCCCGUGCUGGCCUUGGAUGUACAGCAGGAUGACAGCGUGUUGGACAUGUGUGCUGCUCCAGGGGGCAAGUCUUUGGCGUUGUUGCAAACAGCAGAAUUAGGACACCUCACCAGCAAUGAGCCAGACCAGUGGAGGAAGCGAAGACUGGUGGAGACACUGCAGUCUUACAUCCCACAGGAGAUGCUGGCAACCAGAGUGGAUGUGACCAAGCUCAGUGGUGUACACUUUGGAGAUGUGACUCCAAACACUUUUGACAAGGUCUUGGUUGAUGCCCCCUGCUCCAAUGACAGAAGCUGGCUGUACAACAGGAACAGUGUUGGUAUGCAAAUGAGAAUGGAAGACAGAAGACAUCUACCACAACUACAGGCUUCACUACUGAGAUCAGCCCUGCAUGCAGUGAAGCCGGGUGGCUCCGUGGUGUAUGCAACCUGUACACUGUCACUGAAGGAGAAUGAUGAUGUUGUGGAGUCUGUCUUUGAACAAUUCAGCAAGAACAAGUCAAGAAUAGAUGUCAUCAACUUAAGUUACCUCACUGAAAACUUCUGGAGGAUUUUCAGAUUUGACUCUUCAACAAGAUGUGGACAGCUUGUGUUGCCCCAUCUUGAUGCCAACUGGGGUCCCAUGUACUUUGCUAAACUGAAGAAAGUACACUAGUAAAUAUGAGUUAAGUUAAGUAACCACAUAUAUCUACCAUUUUUUGUAUGUUAUGUAUUGAAUAAAGAAUGUGUCUUCAGCA
Branchiostoma floridae (Florida lancelet) is the source of this 1733-nucleotide messenger RNA. Its product is annotated as tRNA (cytosine(34)-C(5))-methyltransferase, mitochondrial-like. The record is from RefSeq and is a predicted model, not a curated record. NCBI's taxonomy places the organism in Eukaryota, Metazoa, Chordata, Leptocardii, Amphioxiformes, Branchiostomatidae. Gene Ontology annotation, cellular component: mitochondrial large ribosomal subunit. Gene Ontology annotation, molecular function: methyltransferase activity. Bases 236 to 1651 code for a protein of 471 amino acids. The transcript has 4 exons. Gene Ontology annotation, biological process: rRNA methylation.